This is a messenger RNA of Drosophila biarmipes, 2373 nucleotides long. RefSeq names its product pyrokinin-1 receptor (gene PK1-R). NCBI's taxonomy places the organism in Eukaryota, Metazoa, Arthropoda, Insecta, Diptera, Drosophilidae. Gene Ontology annotation, cellular component: plasma membrane. Gene Ontology annotation, molecular function: neuropeptide receptor activity. Gene Ontology annotation, biological process: neuropeptide signaling pathway. The record is from RefSeq and is a predicted model, not a curated record. The transcript is spliced from 4 exons. Bases 221 to 1510 code for a protein of 429 amino acids.
UUGCGUGCCAGUCGAGCAUAUAGAAUCGAGAAUAUCAGUAUCUAGAAUCGAGAAGCGCGACUCCCGGACAGUUCCUCCCCGUCGCCUCCAAUAAAUUAUUAUAAUUAGCAUAGUUGAGGGGACACCGAGCCGGAGCCGCAGUUAAACGGCAGUGGAAUUUAGCGCUGCUAGUGGAAAUUUUGUGAAAACAAAAGGGGAAAUAUUCCAGGCGGCCGGCGCCAUGUCCGCUGGCAAUGUUAGCCAGGUUCUUGGACCGCCUCGCGAUCCGCUGGCGAUCGUGGUACCCGUCACGGUGGUCUACUCCCUGAUCUUCAUCAGCGGCGUGGUGGGCAACAUCAGCACCUGCAUCGUGAUCAAGAAGAACCGGUCCAUGCACACGGCCACCAACUACUACCUCUUCUCGCUGGCCAUCUCGGACUUCCUGCUCCUGCUCUCGGGCGUUCCGCAGGAGGUGGCCUUCAUUUGGUCCAAGUAUCCGUACGUUUUCGGCGAGUACAUCUGCAUUGGACGGGGUCUGCUGGCGGAGACAUCGGCGAAUGCCACGGUGCUCACGAUUACGGCGUUCACGGUGGAGCGGUACAUAGCCAUUUGCCAUCCGUUUUUGGGCCAGGCCAUGAGCAAACUGAGUCGAGCCAUCCGGAUCAUCGUCCUGGUUUGGAUUAUGGCCGUGGUGACGGCUAUUCCGCAGGCUGCCCAGUUCGGAAUCGAGCUGUAUUCUGGCGUCGAGCAGUGCUCCAUAGUGCGGGUCAUAGUGAAGCACUCGUUCCAGCUGUCCACCUUCAUCUUCUUCCUGGCUCCGAUGUCCAUCAUCCUGGUUUUGUACCUCCUGAUAGGUGUGCACCUGUACCGAUCCACUCUGGUGGAGGGUCCUGCCUCGGUUGCCCGUCGCCAGCAGCUGAAGAGCGUGCCCAGCGACACGAUCCUGUACCGCUACGCCGGAUCCAGUACCGCUGUGAACCUCAACGGGGGAGCAGGAGCAGGAGGAGCAGCUGCGGUGGGCGGCUCGGGGGCGCAACUCAGCUCGGUUAGGGGUCGGCUCAAUCACUAUGGCACCCGGCGAGUGCUCAGGAUGCUAGUGGCCGUGGUGGUGUGCUUCUUCUUGUGCUGGGCCCCCUUCCACGCGCAGCGCCUGAUUGCCAUCUACGCCCCUGCACGGGGGGCCAAGCUGCGGGAGCAGCACGAGUUUGUCUACACGGUGAUGACCUACAUCUCCGGGGUACUCUACUACCUGUCCACCUGCAUCAACCCGCUGCUGUACAACAUCAUGAGCCACAAGUUCCGAGAGGCCUUCAAGGCCGUGCUCUUCGGGAAGAAGGUGUCCAAGGGCUCGCUGAGCUCGCGGCACAACAUGGAAUCGCGGCGCCUGAGGAGGGCCCUGACCAACUCCAGCCAGACGCAGCGCGCCUCCAUCGAGUCGGCGGAGCAGCCGAAGCAGUCGCUGAUGCAGAAUCCGGUGAACAGGCCCACAGUCGCCUCCCAGUACGCCAUGAUCAAUGAACAAGUGAACUGAGGCACCCGGCUUGCUCUCCCGUGCGGCUUCCUGAUGCUAAUUUAUUUGAAUUCUGUUUAAGCCAGUUAUUUGUCGUCGUUAGGGUUUCCACUGCUGUUGCUGCUGCUACCAAAGCGUUUAGUUUAACUGCUUUUGCAUUCAUUUGCAUUUGGCAAUUAGAAGUUAAUCACAAGCCCGCGCUCUCUCUUAAACAUUAAGUUUUUCAUCGGGCUUUAAAAACGCCCGAACUAGUCUUUCAAGUAUUCAGAAUUAUUUAGUUUAAGAUAGUCGAACUUUUCACACAAGCUAUUCGACUCACUGGCGCUUUUCAAACUAAACUUUGGUCAGACCUCAGGGGACUUACUCAUAAAUAAGCCUGAGGUGUCUAUAAUUUAAUAAUCUUUGUAACAUUUGCUUGUGAACGCCCACCUCUUAGGUAUAGGAAUGCAGCUUGCGAAUAAAAGCGAAACAAGAAAACAAAACCCAAUGAAAUUCAGGAUCCUACCCGGAAAUAUUAUAUGCAAUUUUAACUACCUACAGCUUUAGAUAUAAAAAUGUUUCACAAAAAUACCAAAGUGUAACAAAGAUGUGCUUUUAAAGUGUAAAUGUAAUUAGUGUAAUGUAAAGAUAUACUAAAGCAGAUUGCCUAUUUUAUAUUGCAAACUAUACACAAGUAAGAAAGUGCAAGAACCUUAAGCAUAAGAUUUUAAAAGAACUCUGUUCAGUAUGCAACUCAAUUCAAAUGACGGACUAAGUUCGUUUGCUAACCAGAUAUUUAUGUGUAUAUUGUGUGCGCAUCCUAGGGAUACCUUAAAGGAUGAACGUCUGUAUUAAAAUUACUCCCACGGCUGCAAAUAAAGCUUAGCAUAUUCCGCGCCCGCUUA